This is a messenger RNA of Myotis daubentonii (Daubenton's bat), 1544 nucleotides long. Its product is annotated as PCI domain-containing protein 2-like. Lineage: Eukaryota; Metazoa; Chordata; Mammalia; Chiroptera; Vespertilionidae. The record is from RefSeq and is a predicted model, not a curated record.
UCCCGGCGGCGUGGGAGCCACCAUGGCGCACAUCACUAUCAACCAGUACCUGCAGCAGGUCUGUGAGGCAAUCGAAACCAGAGACAGGGAAUCCCUUGCAGAGCUGGUGUCUUUCAAGCAUCCUCAUGUUGCCAACCCACGGCUUCAGUUGGCCUCUCCGGAAGAGAAGUGUCAACAAGUUUUGGAACCCCCUUAUGAUGAAAUGUUUGCAGCUCACUUAAGGUGCACGUACGCAGUGGGGAACCGUGACUUCACAGAGGCAUACAAAUGCCAGACUGUCAUCGUCCAAUCAUUCCUGAGGGCGUUUCAGGCCCACAAAGAAGAAAACUGGGUUCUGCCUGUCAUGUAUGCAGUAGCACUUGAUCUUCGAGUAUUUGCCAAUAAUGCAGAUCAGCAGCUGGUUAAGAAAGGAAAAAGCAAAGUUGGGGACAUGUUGGGAAAAGCUGCUGAGCUGUUGAUGAGCUGUUUCCGCGUCUGUGCCAGUGACACUCGUGCUGGUAUAGAGGAUUCUAAGAAGUGGGGGAUGCUGUUUCUGGUGAAUCAGUUAUUCAAGAUUUACUUUAAGAUCAACAAACUCCAUUUGUUUAUACCUCUCAUCAGGGCCAUCGACCGCUCAGAUCUGAAAGAAGAUUAUAGCACAGCACAGAGAGUAACGUACACCGAGGAGUACCCGUCCUUUGCAUUUGAGCACUGUCAUCAUUUGAGUCAGAAGAACAAAAGGAUGAUUUUGAUAUAUUUACUCCCAGUAAAAAUGCUGUUGGGUCAUAUGCCAACCAUUGAGCUUUUGAAAAAGUAUCAUCUCAUGCAGUUUGCUGAAGUAACCAGAGCUGUAAGUGAAGGCAAUCUCCUUCUAUUGAACGAGGCUCUAGCAAAGCAUGAGACCUUCUUUAUUCGCUGGGGCAUCUUCCUUAUCCUUGAAAAGCUGAAGAUCAUCACCUACAGAAAUCUUUUUAAGAAAGUGUACUUGUUACUCAAAACACACCAGUUAUCUCUGGAUGCUUUUCUAGUUGCUUUGAAAUUCAUGCAAGUGGAAGACGUGUACAUCGAUGAAGUCCAGUGUAUUCUAGCCAACCUGAUAUACAUGGGUCACGUCAAAGGCUAUAUAUCACAUCAGCAUCAGAAGCUAGUAGUUAGCAAGAAAAAUCCGUUUCGUCCGCUGUCUACAGUGUGUUGAAUGUAUCAGAACCUGUUCCUCUGGUGUUUAUCGUACUGAUGGAAUCCGUACUUUGCCAGGACGUUACUUUCUGCAGCCGGAAUCUCUCUGGGGCCUCUUCUCUCAGGGGUGUUGAGACUGAGUUCCCCGCAUUCACAGCCAUCUUGACAUUCUCUCAUCGCUCAUUACUGAUGUUGACCUCGCGGAGACUUGGAAUUUCUUUUUCAAAUGUUGCAGACCCUCCUUUGACUCUGGAGCGUUGGAGAAACUUCUGUGAAGGAGGCUCUUCUCCAAGGCAGCUACAGUUUACUUCCCCUAAGAGUUAUGCACAAAAGCAAUUUUUUAUAUAAUUUUUCUAAAUAAAAGGCAUUCUGAAUUAAAAAAAAGAUAA